UUUGGAUGCUUUUUUAUUCCCCAUGUUGUUUUGCCAAAGCGUGUGACUUCAAUGCAAUAAUUAGUGUUUGUUGUUGAUUAAUUUGUUAUUUUGUUAUUAAUUUAUAGUAUAUUUAAUUAAUUAAUAGUUAAUUUAUUAAUUUCAUACUAUAUAUUUCGAGAUGGCUCGAAACGACAAAGUAAAAGUUUACAUCGGCGGCCUCAACGACGAAAUCAAACGCGAAGACCUAGAAAAAGAAUUCAAUCGUUUCGGUCCCACGAGCAACGUUUGGGUCGCCUUCAACCCGGCUGGGUUCGGAUUCGUCGAAUACGAUACUCGAGAAGAAGCCGAAAACGCCGUCGAACACAUGAACGGUAUCUCGUUUCUAGGCUGCGAACUCAAAGUGCAGCUUUCGCACGGCGGUAAUCGUGGAGGAAGGGGACGUGGUCGAGGCCGAGGAUUCCGUGGCGGCCGAGACGAUCGUGGCGGCGGUGGUUUCCGAGGUGGCCGAGGUGGUCCUUUUGAUGGUGGCCGAGGCGGCGGCGGUUUCAGACGUGGUGGUUUCGGUGGACCGAAAGGAGACGGGGAUGGUUUCGGAGGCCGAGACGAUUACAACUCCGGUUACAGAAGUCGAGAAAGAGGUGGCGGUAGACCAGACAGAUUCGGCGGCGGUGGACGAGGCGGCAGAGGGUCCAGAUUCGCUUCCGGUGGCCGAGGUGGUUUCGGCGGUUCGGGCGAUGAAUUCAAUGGCUCGGGACGUAGCGGAGACAGAUUCAGGAGCAGAUCACCCGGAUCUAGAAAACCGUUUAGAGAUGAACCUUCGGGUCGAGGACAUUUCCUCUCCGGUCCGGUCGACGAUGAUGGUUACGGAGGUGGAAGAGGCUUUGGUGGCGGAAGGGGUGGCAGAGGUAGAGGAAGAAGGCCCCCUCGUUAAGUUUUAUAUUAGUGAAUUCGAUUUGGUUAGUAUACCUUUACUGGUUAUUGCCAUUUCGCCUUUCUACCAUUAUAACGCUUUCGGCGAAUCGAUCAAAUGAAACGUAGAAAAGUCGUACUUUUACCGCAGCGUCGACCCUUUGUAAAUUUUUACAGUUUUUGCGAAAAACACAAGUCUCAACUUUUAAUUCAUUCCCCCACUGUGUAGGUACCUGAAUAAAAUGCUCGAAUACGUGAAAAUUUUCACUAUUUUUUUUAUCCCUUGAGACUCGCAUCGUUCACAUUCAUGAUUCAACCUACGAACGAUGUUUUUUUUUUGUAUUACGUCUCAUUUUAAACGUCUCUUGAAGAGCCCGCUAUUGUUUAUACGGGAUGUCCCGUGAGAUGCAAAUUUUAAUUUGAUGGGAAAUUGAAGGAGCUAAGUUUCUGAAUUCGUUCUAAGGGGAAUAAAUAUUGGGAAUUUUUCGUCAAGCCUUUCCACCAGGCGAACCGUAUCCCUCCCGAAUCAGUUUUCAUCCAAAUAUAAGUUCAUAAUCGCCAUUUUAGUCUGUACAGUCCAGUUAGCUGACUUUUUUUGUAGCCCGAGAAAUUCAGUUGGAUUUUUGUAGGUAUGGGUGUUGAAAGUCCUAAAAGACGUAUGUAGUUUGGAUUUUCACAGUGACACAUUGAGGGAGUUAAAGCCUCAAGACCUCGUGGCUCGAGCCCAAAAAUUUGUGUACAAGUCAAUACUAGGCAUUCUUCUCGCUCCGAAAGUAUGUUUUCGUCAACUUGCCAGUUGCACAAUGAGACGCUAGUGCCCCUUGAGUGUGAUUUUUGGGCGAAUUUAACCCAAAAAUGAUGAGUGUGGGCCUCUGGGGCCUUCAAAAAAAUUCAUACCCGUAUCAUGAAGGAGUUCGUUUCACAUCCACUGAGCCAAAGAUCGCGAAAAACGAUUUCCUCGAUGGGGUGCAGUCGAAUUUUAAAUCCGCGCCCCCUCGUCCCCCUCUCUAGCAUCGAGUAAAAAUGAACCGUGGUAAUAUUAUUGAAAAAUAACCUUGCGACCUAUCAAAAUAGGUUAAAAUUUCGCGAGAAAUACUAAUAUUCCAACGAAAAUAUUUUUUUUGGUAAUUUUUGAGCUAGUUAGAGUCCAACAUUGGAUCAUGAUUUUUGAGAUUUCUGAAAUAGUGUCAUGCGACCUAUCAAAGUAGGUUAAAAUUUCGCGAGAAAUUAAAAUAUUUCGACGAAAAUGUAUUUUGAAAUUUUUUGAAGAAUUAUGAACUCAAAAAUGAAGUCAUGAUCUCUUUGGGACUUAUGAAAUAGGCGUCAUGCGACCAUUUGAAUGUGUUGAAAGUUCAAAAGAAAAUAAAAAAUUUCUACUUGGUUUUAAUUCGAGUAGUUUUGAUGAAUUUUGAGACCAAAUAUGGAUUACGGUUUUCAAAACCAAGUUACCAAGAACAAGUAUUAGUCAGUGAAGCCUUUUUUAAAAUUAAAUUUUCCAAAAUGAAAAAUUUGAAUAUUUAAAUCUAUCAAGUAUUAGGUUUUGCAAAAAAUUGCGUUUUUUUAUCAAAAAUUACUCAAGUUGUUUGUUUGACGAAAAAUUUGAAAAAAAUUGUCCUUUUUUGUCUAUAAAAAAGUCCGAAAAUCUUAUUUGUUUUUCGAAAAUUGUGAAAAAGUCUCGAUUUCUUGGCUAAAAUUGUGAAAAAGCAUAGUUUUGUUUUGCCAAAAAUUUCCAAAAAAGUCUUGCUUUUUGCCAAAAAAUUUCCAAAAAGUCUUGCUUUUUGCCGAAAAUUGAAAUUUUUUUAAAUUUAUUUAUUUGUUUAUUUAGAAUUGCGAAAAGGUUUUAUUUUCUUGAAGUCUCGAUUUCUUGGCUAAAAUUGUGAAAAAGCAUAGUUUUGUUUUGCCAGAAUUUUCCAAAAAGUCUUGCUUUUUGCCAAAAAUUGAAUUUUUUUUUUUUAAAUUAUUAGAAUUGCGAAGAGGUUUUAUUUUCUUGAAGUCUCGAUUUUUUGGCUAAAAUUGUGAAAAAGCAUAGUUUUGUUUUGCCAAAAAUUGAAAUUUUCUUUAAAUUAUUUUUUUAUUUAUUUAGAAUUGCGACAAAGUUUUAUUUUUUUCCAUAAAUUUCCGAUGUCUCUGUGUUUUCUUAACUAAAAUUGUCACAGUCUUGCGUCCGGUCUAAAAUUGCAAAAAGUCUCGUCAUUCAUCAAAAUUACCUAAAAAUUUUCAAUUUUCUGUAGAAAAUACCAAAUAGUCUCACUUUUUUGCCAAUAAUUGUCAAAAAGUCCUGUUUUAUGUUGGAAUUGUCGAAGUUUCAAUUAAAUUUCAUUGUCAGAUUCUAAUUCGAACGUUUUGUUUAAAUUUAUCUAAUUGAAAAAGUUUUUCAUUUUUUGUGAUCAUUUUCUGUUUUGAAAUGUUUUGAUCAGGUUUUAUAAGUUUUUUGGUUCUUCUAUUAUUAAUUUUCAGUUACCAGUUUCUUUUUUUGAAAAAAAAUGACUAUGAGCCCUGUACCUACUCACUGAUUUUUUUCAUUUGUCAGCGUAUCAUGUAAAUGUUUCAUUACUUUUGUUUAAUUUUUAUCAGAAAUUUGUAAUUUUCUUGUACAAUAAUUUUAACCUACUUUAAUGGGAUAGGAAUUUCUUAUUUUCUGUUGAAAUUUUAACACAUUUUGAUACGUUGGUUGCGUGGCACUUUUUCACAAAUGUCGAAAAUCGCGAGUUUUUAGCGAAUUUCAGAUCUAAUAAUUUAUCAGAAAAUUUCAAAAUGAAUUUUCGUAGAUUUAAAAAAAAAAUUCUUCCAAAGUUUCAAUCCAUUUCGAGUAACGCAGCGUUUUUUCCAAAAAUCUCGAGAAUCAUAAUAACACGAUUUCGGCGCUCGUAAUUCUUCAUAAAUUCUCAAAAUACAUUUUCGUCGAAAUAUUUGAAUUUCUUGCCAAAUUUUGACCUAGUUUGAUUGGUCACAUGACGCUAUUUCAAAAAUCCCAAAAAUCGUGAUUGAAUUUUAGACUUAACUUGUCAUAAAAAAAAAAGAUCGAAAAAUAUUUCUAGUGAAAUAUUUGUACUUCUCGCGAAAUUUUAACCUAUUUUGAUCGGUCGCAAGGUUACUUUUCAAUUUGACUUUUAGUCUGUACCAGAGUGAUGAACCGGGGGGGGGGGAGGUGCGACUUUGAAAUUCGACUAUACCCUUUCGAGGAACCCAUUUUUUGCGAACAUUGGCUCAAUGAACGUGGAAUGAACUCCUUUAUACUAUGGAUAAGAAUUUUUUUGGGUCCCCUGACAUUGACGACGCCUGCGUAACUACAUAUUUUUGUGCUAAAUUUGUCCAAAAAUCACGCUUGAGGGACACUAUUGCCUCAUUGCGUAACUAGCAUAAUUGAAGUAAACAUAAAUAUUCGAAGUCUGUUGACUUGAUCUGUCAAAAAACUUUUUUUUGGACCGGAAUCAUUUCGAAAAUUGAGGGUAUUGCCCCCCCCCCUCCUCGCCAAUCUAUUUUGCAACAGCGAAAAUCCAAAUUACAUGCGUCUUUUUUGACUUAAAUAUGGUCCCUUAUCAUUCUACAAAAAGCCAACUAAAAUUUUUUUCGAUUUCUAGAACACUGUUUGGGUAGUCGGAGUGUAGAUAAUGUUCCUACGAGUAGAUCUACGUAAUACUCGAUUCUCGCAGGACACCCUGUACAUGUACCUAUUACUCGAGAAUUAUUCUGGAUUUUAAUCAACUCGUCUCUUCAAAAUAUCGCACACUUAUGUCAAUUUUUUUUCCUCGCGGCUUCAUGGUAUGACAUGCCGAAAUAGUCUUCGAUAUAUUGGGCUGCUUCUUCGAUGAUCAUUCUGCGUACACAAAUUAUGCCCAUGUUAGCAACCGAUGCCACCCAUUCGAGGCUUUAUAUGUUCAUUCAACGAAUGCGAACACCUUUUUUUAGAACUGUUUGGAAGGGAAGCUGUAGGUAUAAUUUUAUAAGACCUCGAAUCGAACGAAAACAACGUAGCAAUUUUCAUUCCUGCUAAUUAGUACACUUCAGCGUAUGCACACAUUUUACCAUGUUGUCAGUGCGUGUGUGCGUAUAUUUCUCAAUAUUUUAACCGAUGAUCAGUACAUAUAGUGUAAGGUAGGGAAAUCCGAGAAAGCACACACGUACCUCUACGAGAAGAAACCUACCAUGAAUGUGUAAUAACGACGAUGUUUUUGUGUUAUUUCAAAUGAUUUCAGUAUAUAUCAAUGAUAAUUUGUUCGCAACAACGCGCCGACUCGUGCUCUUCGACUAAGUACUCG
Planococcus citri (citrus mealybug) is the source of this 5150-nucleotide messenger RNA. Its product is annotated as RNA-binding protein Rsf1-like. The record is from RefSeq and is a predicted model, not a curated record. Bases 161 to 913 code for a protein of 250 amino acids. Gene Ontology annotation, molecular function: RNA binding. Lineage: Eukaryota; Metazoa; Arthropoda; Insecta; Hemiptera; Pseudococcidae. The transcript has 3 exons.